Messenger RNA from Odontomachus brunneus, 493 nucleotides. RefSeq lists its product as uncharacterized. NCBI's taxonomy places the organism in Eukaryota, Metazoa, Arthropoda, Insecta, Hymenoptera, Formicidae. Gene Ontology annotation, molecular function: odorant binding. Bases 52 to 465 code for a protein of 137 amino acids. The record is from RefSeq and is a predicted model, not a curated record. The transcript has 5 exons.
GGAAAACUCCUCACAUCUAUUAUUUCCGUACGGAUAUACGCAGUAUUCAGAAUGAAGUCAUUGGCGAUUAUUGUAUGUGUACUAGUUAUUAUAACGAUGGUUUACUGUUUCAACCCCGUGCGAUUAAAAAAAUUAGACGAUAACAUGGCAAAGUGCGGCCUGGAUUCGAUCGAAUCAUCGCCUCAGCCGCUCAGCAACUCAGCCACUGUGCAGCUCAAUGGCAAAACGCUCCUUUGCGGGUUAACUAAGGAUGACCAGAUAAUUGAUAAGGACGGCCUGUUCUCGGUAGAAAAAUCUUUCCAAGCAAUUAAAGAUAUUGUUUCCGACCCGGCCAAAGUGGAACAGGGACAGAAGAUAUUCAAAGAAUGCUACGACAAAAAUAUGCAAGGCGAAGGUACUAACCAGGAAAAGACGGCAAAAAUAGCCGAGUGCACAUUGCCGAUUAUGGCUCUCACGAAGAUAUAAUAAAAACAAAUGACUGAUUUUUCCUGAA